CGGAGUCCCAGUUUGGAUUGGCAGUGCGUCAAACUCCUGGGUGCUUGCCAAGCGCCGAUGCACCGAUUAGGACUGCAAUUAUCUUGCGCUGCAGCAUCCCCGCGCUCGUUUUACGAUGUGUGCAAGCGACACGCAUAUUCAAAUGCACUUGCUGAUAGGACUUCUAAACUGCAACUCGCUGACUCAUGUGUUGCCAAAACGACAAAUGCUGCAACGUCUGGUUUAGUUCCCCGCAACGAAGUUGGGGUGCAGCUUCUUUCUAAUGGGUUGCAUUCCCAAAUCUUUCAAAACGUCUCUUUUCCGCCCCCAGACCCCGCCUACGUCCAAAUUUCUCGCGACCACCUGGCUAUGCAUGGUUUGGACACUUCGCAAGGGUCCACAUCUAGAGACGCAUCGAUAGAGUUGCCUCCACUGCAAGGCGAACACAUCGACCACCAUUUCCACCGGUUGGGAAAGUUUGUAUCUGAACCCGCCGUAUCUCUCGCUAAGGAGUUCGCAUCGCUUUCCAUCCCUUCUCCUCCGGAGAACUGGGUUCAUGAACCAGGUUGGACAAGAUACAACAACGAUGGGUCCUACGAGCAUCUCCAGGACUUGUCGGAUGAAUCGAUGUUAUGUUUUGACGUGGAAACCAUGCCGCGUCACCACCAUUUCCCUGUGAUGGCUUGCGCAGCUAGUCCGACAGCCUGGUAUUCUUGGCUUUCUCCUUGGCUCUUAGGUCAGGAUGGAAGUCCCGCACAUCUCGUGCCACUUGGAAAUCCAAAGCAGCAUCGAAUCGUAGUCGGUCACAACGUUGCCUAUGAUCGAGCGCGUAUUGCGGACGAAUACCAUCUCGAACGCAACAGGACACGGUUUUUAGAUACAAUGUCAUUACAUGUGGCCGCCAAGGGCAUUACGUCUCACCAACGCCCUUCGUGGAUGUCGAGGCGGAGAGACAAGGAGGAAGACAGCAAAAUGAAGACUGAGACCCUGGAUGCCCUUCAGAGAAUCAUCAGCAAGUACGAAUCGCGGCUGAAGAAUACCAAGGAUAAGGACGCAAGAGAGAAACUCUUUAAGGAAAGGGAUGCUCUUCUCGAGAGUCUCUCCGAUAUAGACGAAGGAUCUCAAGGAGCCUCAGAUGUGGCGGAUGGUCCCCGAUGGGAAGAUCUCACAUCCGUCAACUCCCUCGCGGAGGUGGCAAGAUUGUAUUGCGGUGUUGAAAUGGAAAAAGAUAUCCGCAACGAUUUCAUGAAGUCCUCUCCCGAAAUGAUCAGAAGCGACCUCGAUUCAUAUCUCAAUUAUUGUGCUUUCGACGUAAGCACCACACACGCUGUGUAUCAGAAAGUUUAUCCCAUUUUCCUUAGUUCGUGCCCUCACCCCGUCACGUUCGCCGGCAUAACUGUGAUGGGAAGCAGUAUACUUCCCGUCAACAAGGCGUGGGAUGAAUACAUUAAGAGUGCAGAGGGGACGUACCGCAACAGCCAGGCUGCUGUCUUCGAAGCUUUAUGUGACCUCGCUCGUGAGGCACGAGAGCUCCACAAAACCGGAGAAUGGGUGAAUGACCCCUGGUUGAGGCAGUUGGAUUGGACAAUGAAACCCGUCACAUGGAGCCGCGUAUCGGCAGAGAUGUUCAAGUCCAUGCAGGAGCCGGCUCAGAUGGCACGACGCGACUCAGAUUCUUACAUGUAUGGCUGGCGCCAUGAUGGGCAAUUCGCGGUUCCACUUUGGUACCUCCAGAUGAUUUCCACUCCGACGCCCAGUUUCUUGGAGAGAAACAGCGAAGCCAUAGCAUAUAUUCUUGCACUAGAGUUCAAGAACUGUCCUCUUUAUCACUCACCGCAAAAUGGUUGGGUCUGCCAGCUUCCUGAGGCAGACGGGAAUGUGCAACAUUCUGAACUAGUGGAAGUGUUACUCGACUUACGAAAUGCGCACGAUGACGGUGUGGCUGUCUUUGAUCCAUCAGUCUUCCGCUGGGCAAAAGUCCCCUCGGCGAAGCGCAAUAUCUUUAACGAGGAGCUCUUGACCCACUUGUCAUGUUCAAACCCCAGGAUGACUCGCAAAGCGCUGACAAGAAUCUGCAAGGGUGAAAUGGACGAGAAACUUCGCGGAGAUAUCAUCAGGAUGGCCCAACGGCUUCUGAGCCAUCGAGCUGGGAAGGAGCUUACACUCAAUAACGAGAAAGUAGAAAUGAGCCGAAUGCAUCCCAGAUAUCGCCCGCUUGACUGGGACCCUGUGUAUCUCAAGGAGCCUCCAGAGGGCAUCAGGGCGGCGAAACAACGUUCGGCAGGCCGCUAUGUGAAAGAUGCAGAUGGGAAAGAGCUCAGAUGGCCAUCAUGGUACAUCGACUUAGCCUCACCCAAACCGGGGAAAGAGAACGGCGUUUUGGAUCUGACCCCACGAAAGACGACAGCUGCCCUUCUACUCAGGCUAAGCUGGAUGGGCUGGCCGCUCUUCAUCUCGAAGGAGCAUGGCUGGACUUUUCGAGUCGAUAGCAAUGGCACAAAUACAUUUCAAACGCGUACGUCUCCUUUGAGCUUCUCUAGCCCCGAAGAUCAGGCUCUGCUAGCGGAUACAGAUGGGGGGUACUCUUUCUACAAGCUCCCUCAUAAGGAUGGCGAGAAGGCUAACGUGGGGAACCCUUUGACCAAAACCUUCGUCCCUUAUCUGAACAAAGGCACGUUAUCAAGUCCGAGCGAGACUGCAAAGAAGGCUUUGCAACUCAACGCCGACUGCAGCUACUGGAUUAGUGCCCGUGAUCGAAUCAUAAGUCAGAUGGUUGUUCGUGACGGUGAUGGCGGCGUCAGCAUCGGCAUUGAUGCGCCAAGGGAAGAUGGUUGGGGUUUCAUCCUUCCUCAAGUAAUUACGAUGGGUACUGUUACUCGUCGAGCCAUUGAACGUACUUGGCUAACAGCCUCCAACGCCAAAAAGAACCGCGUAGGUUCAGAAUUGAAGGCCAUGGUCAGAGCGCCUCCUGGGUAUGCCAUUGUUGGAGCUGACGUCGACUCAGAGGAGUUGUGGAUAUCAAGUCUUCUGGGGGAUGCACAGUUUGGCCUUCACGGUGCCAGUGCACUAGGUUGGAUGACGCUGGAAGGCACGAAAUCCAAUGGGACUGACUUACAUUCGAAGACGGCAAAAAUCCUGGGUACAUCCCGCGACCAAGCCAAAGUUUUCAAUUAUUCUAGAAUAUAUGGGGCGGGGAUACGACAUGCCGAAUUACUCUUGAUCCAGGCGAACCCUAACAUGCAUCCAGAUAAAGCACGCCAACUCGCCAAGGAUUUGUACGCAUCUACAAAAGGUCGUUCCACUCACGGAACAAGCCUGUUCAACCGGAAGUUUUGGUAUGGAGGCACUGAGAGCUUCGUGUUCAAUAAACUCGAGGAAGUUGCACUUUCAAAUAGACCGGUGACUCCUGCGCUGGGAUGCAGAGUAACUGAGGCCCUUUUGAAAGAAAACCUUCCCGUAGGAUUUGGUACCGAUUUCAUGACAUCAAGAAUCAACUGGGUGGUACAAUCAUCUGGUGUGGACUACCUUCAUCUGCUCAUAGUGUCCAUGGAGUACCUCUGUACGAGAUAUAACAUCAGAGCGCGUUACAUGAUCUCUGUCCAUGACGAGCUCCGCUACCUAGUUCGUGAAGAAGACAAAUACCGCGCCGCUCUUGCAUUACAGAUCGCAAAUCUGUGGACUCGGAGUCAAUUCGCCUACCGCCUCGGUUUCGACAAUUUGCCCCAAGGAGUGGCAUUUUUUUCCGCCGUUGACGUUGACCACAUCCUUCGGAAAGAAGUUGAUAUGACUUGCAUCACACCAUCCAACCCUAACCCGAUUCCUCCUGGAGAGUGCCUUGACAUUUACGCUCUGUUGAAGAAGGUUCCGGAUGGGCUAGGGCCCAUGUCGCUGGGAAUCAACGAUUUUGUUGGAGACAUGGCAGGCUACUUGCCUCAGGACAAUCUUUCGCAUCGAGCAAAAAGCGCGGAGUUUCUGCUGGCACAAGCAACGCGGGAGCUUUCAGAGAUCAAGCAUUUGGACAUGAUGGAAAAACGGAGAUUGAAAGAGGAAAAUGGGGAGGACGGGGAAGAGUUAGAUAAAUUAUGAUAAUUAUUUAUCUGUUUAUAAACUAGUCCUUAUUUGGUGAUCUUGAUAUUUGCUUCUCUCGCG
Messenger RNA from Cantharellus anzutake, 4128 nucleotides. RefSeq names its product DNA polymerase family A-domain-containing protein. Bases 58 to 4065 code for a protein of 1335 amino acids. The record is from RefSeq and is a predicted model, not a curated record. NCBI's taxonomy places the organism in Eukaryota, Fungi, Basidiomycota, Agaricomycetes, Cantharellales, Hydnaceae. Gene Ontology annotation, cellular component: gamma DNA polymerase complex; mitochondrion. The transcript has 3 exons. Gene Ontology annotation, molecular function: 3'-5' exonuclease activity; DNA binding; DNA-directed DNA polymerase activity. Gene Ontology annotation, biological process: mitochondrial DNA replication.